This is a messenger RNA of Caenorhabditis angaria, 1517 nucleotides long. The record is from the annotation of a GenBank genome assembly. NCBI's taxonomy places the organism in Eukaryota, Metazoa, Nematoda, Chromadorea, Rhabditida, Rhabditidae.
AUGAAUAAAAGAACUGCGGAUAGUAUUUUGGAUAUGAAAGUAAAUAUUGUUGCCACAAAUUAUUCAAUGGUAAGACAUAUUUCGCAAGCAAAAUUAACAACGUAAGUUGAAAAAUACAUGUAAUCUAAACUCAAUUGACUAUUUUUAGUGAGCAUUUACUAUCUGAUCGUUGUGAUUAUGCAAUGAUUCUCAUUCAAACAAAUACUAUUUUCAAUAUGUCAAAACUUGAAAUUGAAUCUGAAGGAAAACUCAUAUCGGUAAGUCCACAUUCCUAAUUUACAAAUUCUGAACUUUUAUUUUUGAAAGAUUCCAAUCAAACAUCCUUUGAAAACUUCUCCGAAACCAGUCGUGUUUUGUGUUUCUCCACAAUUUGCAGCUGAACAAUGGCAAACUUUUCUAGCACAGGUUCAUAUUUCCAAAUUUUAUGGAGCAUACUUGCAUAUUUAUGUUUUGAGCAUGGUUGAAUCAUAUUUCAAGUUAAUAAGAGAAUAUGAAAAGUUGGUUAGUUUAUUUUUGGUUUUUACGAAAGCGAAAUAAACAAUUUCAGGGUUAUCUGUCAAUUGAACCUUGGCUUACCAUAAAAUUUUCAAAAGUUGAUACACCUGUUAUGGAACCAAAUAGAAAUGUUGAACUUCGUGCACAAACUGCAGCUCAUACAGAUUGUCUUUUGAUGUACAAAGAAGCUGCCAAAUUUAUUGGAAGUCUUGAUAUGGACGAUUUAUUGAUUCCAGUCAACUCAAACUCUUAUUAUGAGGAGUUUGAAAAACAAUAUAACGGAAAUCGAUUGUUCAGCGCAUUGAAUUAUUUGAAACAUGAUUUUGAAACUAUUAAAUCAUCAAAUCUUGAAGAAACAUCAAUAUUACAAAUGGUAAAACAUGCCGUUCCUCUUUUUACAAAUGAUACUGGAAAAUCAUUUGUUCUGUCAGAAAGAUAUAAUUCGACAUGGGCUCAUUGGAGUAGAAAUGCUGAUUUUCUUCCACAAUUCGAUGAAAAUAAACAACCCUAUUUUACAUCAUUAAAAUAUUUGAAUAUUGGAAUAUUUCACUUGAAAAAACAAAAAUUAAUUAAAAAUGUGAAAAAGUUAGAUGGUAGUCGAAUUCCAAUUAAUCCAUACGAUAAUAAAACAAAAAUAAUAAAUGAAGAAAAUUUGAAUUUAAUUGAGAAAGAUUUAAAAAGGUAUUAGAAUUAUUCAAUUUUUUUCAGAAAAAAACAUGUUUUUCAGCCACCUCAAAUUACCACAAAUAAAAAAACUUGCAUCUUCUCUACCAAAAGAAGAUUUUUAUAUGCCAAUAAUUUUCAAAUGUUACAAUGAAACAUUUUAUCACGUAAGAGAUCAGGGAGUAUUGGAUCAAAGUAUACUUUGUAUAAAUGCGUAUGAUUGUGAUCUUCCACAACAAGAUAAUCUACCUUGUAUACAUUCUGAUGCAUUUUAUCAUUCUGGCGAACGAAUGGAUCCAAUCACUUAUCAUUUUGCAACAAAGCCAUUUUUCAGUAGGAAUAUAGGAUGUUUUCAAUAG